Messenger RNA from Trichoderma breve, 861 nucleotides. RefSeq names its product cytidylyltransferase-like domain-containing protein. The coding region runs from base 1 to 861 and encodes 286 amino acids. Lineage: Eukaryota; Fungi; Ascomycota; Sordariomycetes; Hypocreales; Hypocreaceae. Gene Ontology annotation, biological process: biosynthetic process. Gene Ontology annotation, molecular function: catalytic activity. The transcript is spliced from 2 exons. The record is from RefSeq and is a predicted model, not a curated record.
AUGUCUCUUCGAUCCUAUCUAGAAGCCGCUUACAAAGAAGUUCGACUGUCUUCAGAAGUCGCCCUCAGUCCCCUCCAACAGCUUGAUUGCCGUCUGAAGAAGGAUGCCGAGAAUCUCAUUCUGGUUUAUGGUGGAUCUUUCAAUCCGCCACACCGUGGACACCUAGAUGUCCUGCUAUCCGCAUUGCAUCCGGUUGUGAAUGCCGCUGCAGUCGUUGUGCUACCGAGCGAGAACUUUCACCUGCGCCACAAGUUGGCAACUAGCCACCCAGAAUUCUUUCUUAGCCGGAGGCAAAGAGCUGACCUGUGGGCUUCCAUACCUACCGUUCCGAAGAACAAGGUUUGGGUAUGGUCAGAGACCUGGUAUCCCUUCCUGCCAUUUACUGAAGCGGUCCGGCGGCUUGGCGAAGCGGACGGAUACGACAUCGUCUUUUCGCAUCUCAUUGGACCUGAUAAUCUCAACGAAGCCGAUGCCCUCAACAAUUUACCAUACAGGCUUCCACGGAUACUUGUAACCAACAAAGCCAGGCACGUCCCGUCUCAGUUUUUGCCAAAUGGGCAGCCAGCGAAGUGGAAAGGGUUUGGAGAGUGGUCUCAAGUUAACGCAGAUGUUUCUCGCAAUGAACGAGCUGAGAGUGCUGAAGAGGCUGUUCUGUGGUCAUGCCAGAGCGUGGACAGUAUUGGCCUGGGGAAGAUGGGUUACUACUUAGAGUUCACCAAAAAGUCAGUUGGGCCUGACUUAAAUUCGACGAGUCUAAGGCAAGAUCUGCUCCAGAAACACUCGCUGGACGAGGAAGCUCUUAGGCAACUCAGUACACUUGACCUUCUUGACAUGCUGCGACCAAUCCUGCAGGUGGAUUAG